Molecule: messenger RNA, 726 nt
Organism: Solanum lycopersicum (tomato)
Lineage: Eukaryota; Viridiplantae; Streptophyta; Magnoliopsida; Solanales; Solanaceae
Source: RefSeq, a predicted model, not a curated record
AUGGAGAUCUGGAUACACAAUGAGAAAGAUGUAACACUGUGGUUUUUUCAUGGAUCAGUAGCACAGAGAGUCUGGGAGGAUUUCAAAGAGAGAUUUGAUAAAUCAAAUCUCACAAGAGUUUAUCAACUGUGGGCAGAAGUUGAAAGCCUGAAGCAAGGUACAGACUCUGUCACUGAUUAUUACUCUACGAUGAGAGAUCUCUGGGAUGAAUUGGAUAUGAGAAUAUCUUCUCCUUGCUAUGAAUGUGUUGAGGCUAAGUCAUAUAUAAGUCAUCUUCAUCAGAAAAGGUUGUUAAUGUUCUUAAUGGCAUUAAAUGAAGCAUUCACUCAUGUGAGGAGUGAUAUUCUUAUGAAAACAGAAACACCUAUUGUAAAUCAAGCCUAUUCCACUGUAGUGCAAGAGGAGAGUCAACAUGUACUAGGUGUUGUAGAAUCCAACAAAGAACCUCUCACAUUGUUAGCUGGAAGAGGGCAGCAUCACAAAGGAAAGAAACCACUAUUGGCGACUACAUGUGAAAUAUGUGGAUUUAAAAAUCAUCUCACUGCUGAUUGUUAUAGGUUGGUUGGAUAUCCACCUGAUUUCAAGAGCAAGAUAAAACCAGCGCAAUCAGGUUCAUAUCAAAUUGGAACACCAGGUCCUUAUCAAACUGGAAUGGGCAAUUCCAGAUCUACACAACAAGGUUCUUAUCAGUCUUGUAUGGGUAGUUCUAAUGAACUUCAGACCUGA